GAGCAGCAGAAGGUCGAAGGUCGAAGGAAGGAGCGCGAGAUUCGAUUUCUGCCGCACUGAAAAGAUAAAAUGUGUCCGGUCGAAUAAUGCGGAGGAGGGCGGAUUAGAGCUCGGGCGAGUUAGUCAGUCAGAAGCGGUGAGCCAUGGCGGUAUUCAUUCAAUCUCGGUGUCUGUUCUCGCAGCAUAAUUCGCUCGUUGAUCUUAAAGUCCCUGCGUCCAGGAACUCCGGCGAUGCUUUAUGGAGCUCUUUGAAAUCCGCAGGUCCUAAAUCCUACUACUCCCCUAGGGCCGUCCCGCUCGCUGCUCCGUGGUCGCUGACUUUGAGCCCAGCGGAGAGAAGAUGCCGUGCAGGAGCUCGGGCAUGUGCAGCCGAGGAAUCCAAGGAGGUCGCAGACAGAAACUCGGACCAGAGGGAUGACUCCAAACAGAAUUGGGAUGUCAGCAGCAAUUGUGUCACGCCCGUGUUCCGGUCACCUCCAAUCAAGUCGCCGAGCUCGGAUUCAGUGGACGACGGUAGGAUUCAAAUUCUUUUUCUCAGCGAAGGCAAUAUUUGUCGUUCGGUGUACGCUGAAGCAAUAUUUUCUGACCUCCUUCGUCAGCACAAAUUGGAGGACCUGGUAAAAUGUUCAUCAAAGGCUGUCAGAGACUACAAUGAAGGAGAAUCUCCAGACCCCCGCGUGGUGCUUGUUGCAGAAGAAUGCGGUCUUCAACUACCGGAAGGGAAAGUCUCCGUAGUGUUCGACUGUGCAAGUGACAUUGUUAACGCAGAUCUUGUUUUAGUCUUCGACAAGUUUAAUGCGUCUGAUGUUCUGAAAGAAGUGACUAUUUAUGAGACUGUUGACAAGACUAGCCGACACACAGGCAAAGUUCGCCGCAUGGGCGAGUUUUGUCAAACAAGAUCUAUUGAAGAUAUAGAAGAUCCUUUAUACGGUAAUAUGGGUGGCGCCGAAGAACUGGAACUUCUGCACGAGGUUCAUGAUCAGAUCCGUGACUCAUGCGAAGGGCUUGUACAAACUUUACUCCAAAUCAAGACCUACUCAGAAGGUUCGGAGUCAUUCAGACAAGGUUUGAGACGCUCGUUAGGGGAUAUGGAAGCUCUGAACUGGCUGGUUCCACCCAUGCUGUCACGUGCAUAGGCAAUCGAACUACUUGUUAAUGAACCUCGAAGAAUACGGAUACUGUUGGUGAACGGGCCAAGCAGAUUUUAGCCUCUUCAAUCAGCAGAGCUUUGUAUAAAUAGAGUUUACAAACACAACUGCAAGAUUCGUAGGACAUUCUUACAGGCCCAAUUAUCAUCGCGAUUGAUGAUGUGAGAAAUCGCGGUGAGAAAUUUUUGCAGAGCAGGUUAAACCUAUGGUGAAAAGUGUUGUAAAUACGUGCAUUGGAUUGAAUCGCAAAAUGCA
Messenger RNA from Marchantia polymorpha subsp. ruderalis, 1403 nucleotides. Lineage: Eukaryota; Viridiplantae; Streptophyta; Marchantiopsida; Marchantiales; Marchantiaceae. The record is from the annotation of a GenBank genome assembly.